Molecule: messenger RNA, 3666 nt
Organism: Lasiosphaeria miniovina
Lineage: Eukaryota; Fungi; Ascomycota; Sordariomycetes; Sordariales; Lasiosphaeriaceae
Product: folliculin-interacting protein N-terminus-domain-containing protein
Exons: 2
Coding region: 1-3666 (1221 amino acids)
Cellular component (GO): cytoplasm
Molecular function (GO): ATPase inhibitor activity; protein-folding chaperone binding
Source: RefSeq, a predicted model, not a curated record
AUGGCGGUUGAGCUCUUCAACCUGGGGGCUGCCUCGGGGGUCGGGGCUUUUCCCUCAACCCAGUCAACAUCUCAGCGGCCCCUUUCGUCUCUAGACUCGGUGCAGGAAGACAUCUACACGCGCAACCUGCUCUUUCCCGAUCCCCAGGACCUCUAUGAACACCGCCUCAACCAGCUGUACCCUCUGUCCAGCGGGCUGCCUACCCCCUCCGGCUCGUCUACAAACGCCUUUGACUACAAUGGCGACAUCGAGCUCGACGUGCGCGAUGUCCGCAUUGUUGUCAUGCAGGACGCCCUGAGUUCUGUCGCGGCCUCUCUUCUGUAUGACAGCCAAGCCCCUCCCCCAGUCCCGACCGCGUCUGGGGACCGCCCUUCUACGACAGCUGGGUCUUCGUCGCACUACUCGCUUCAAGAGGCGCGUCGGACCCCUGCCUCUCCGCGAAAGCCCAGCAUCAGCCAUGUGCAGCGCCCCAUCAUCAUCCAGCCCGACAGCCCCAAGAUGCGCCAGGGCGCUUUCGACAGGAGGCCUUCUGUCCAUGGCCGCGGCCAGGCCAUCGCGGAGAGCGACUCGCAGCGCACAUGGCGCGAGUACCGCGAGGAACUGGCCACCUUUUCCAGCUGCAUAUUUGGCAAUUCUGAGCUCAUGGCAUACAAGGGAACUUCGACCAAAGUACACGUCGUCCCGUCCGAAUCCCGUUCGGUCGAAAACACGUCCAUCCUGGGAGACGGGCGAGGUUCCGUCGGACGAUCCAGCAUGAGGUCGAGCAGGCUAUCGCAGUCGUUUUCUUCGGAAAGUGUUUUGCCCUUUACCACGUCUCCCACCCCAGGCACCGCAAGCCGUGCCCCGGACCGGAAAAAGGUGUUGGUGACGAGGCUCUUCCCUGUUAAUCUGCCUACUGACGAAGGCGCUGUUUCUCCCACCACCCAGGCCGCCCAGUCCGAGGACAACAACGGCUACCCCUUUCCGCACGCUGCAGACGAUGCCAAGGCCAAGAAGAGGAAGGCCCAACCGAAGCAGAAGAGGACGCCCAUGUACGCCAUUGCGCUUGUCAUCAACUUGCCCGCCAUGCCUCACCACUCCACGCCAGUGCUCACUUCUCGAGCGGCAUUCCGGGGGCCGAGCUCGUACUCGGAACAAGACUCAUUCCCAUCGUCUUUCAACUCCGGCCGUCCUUCGGGCUGGACGCUUGUUGGCCAGGGAAGUGCUGCAUUUGAACCGUUCGAGACAACGUUCAGCAACGAUAUCGAGGACCAGAUAGACUCCAUCACCCAGCACUGGGAUAUAAUUAUGAGGACAUUGAGUCACCUGCAGUCCGCCGUCGCCGCCACGCUGCUCUUGAUGCUCAAGCAGGCUGAUCUCUCGUCGCCGGAUCCGCUCCCAGCCGUGAUAUCUUCUCAUAUGGCCCGGACAUCGUCCUGGUCUGGCCGUCGAGGCGAAGACCUGCCAGUCAAGCCCCCCAAAACAAAUGCCAAGCACAUCACACUGCUUCCUAAUUGUUUACUCGAUAACCGGCGAAUAGCAGCCGAAGUUGACGACGCCAAGACGAGGAUUGUUGCCGGCAUCCGUGCUGCUCGAGUCACCACUGGACAAAACCGCUGGCCGAUCUGGCGAGAGGAAGCCCGACGGGUUGCCAAGUGGGCUGGCGGAAGAGAGCAAGGGUUCUUCUUUUUCAACCUGCUCACCGGGUUUCUCGCAACGCACACCGAUUGGCUUCAGGCACUAAGUCCACCUCAAUAUCGUCGCCGACACUUUCUCCAGCAAAAGGGGAAAACCGACGAAGAUGCUGCGGUGCCGGCUCGAACAAUCAUAGUGGCCCAUGACAAGAUUGCUGCAAGGCGAUUGGUAUUUCUACUUGCUGCCUUUCUACCCGCCUCACAACAACUCCCCGGCAUCCGCCACCACCGGCCAAGCACCUCUGCUUCGCUGGGAGCUUUGUCACAUUCACCCCCUUCGUUUGUCGUCCCCAUUCUUAAGGAGGAGUCGCUACGCCGGAAGAUAAAUCGUCGCACAGGCCCCCGCCGGUCAUCCCAUUCUCGCAAUCUCAGCCUUCAGUCUCAAUCUGGACGAUCAAGUGCCAUACCUCCAUCCCUAGCACAUCUGAGUAUGGAAGGGGGGCACGAGAGACGUGUCUCUGAUGCAGCCUCUAUCCGGACGACAAAUCUGCCGAUGCACGGAAGCGAUCUAACAACGAGGAAAAGUAGUGCGGCUACGACCGCAACCAUGACGUUUGAGAACAGUGUGCCGCAUUUCUCAACCGCUCAUCAACUCGAGCCAUUCCCUCACGGCCGCCCCGGGAGCAGUAACAGCAUAGCCGCUAACGAUUUAAAACGUCUUACAAGGGAGGAUAGUAUGCUCCAUAAUGUCACAAGCGCCGAAGUUAGACAAGGUUCUAAUUCUAGAUGGGGAAGCGUCAUAAGCGGCUUUUGGGGGACGCGCAGAAGAGAUUCUGCAUCAUCAGGAACAAAAGUUCAGCCGCUAGUGGACGGGCAGCACCCCGACUCUUCUCCAGCGCCAAAGACUGGGACAUAUCCAGACCCCACCAAUCCGUCCCCCACAGCAAUCGCGGGUACCGAGCUUGGUGAACAGCCUAACGAUAGUCCAGAUUCUGCCGGCGCAGACUAUAGAGCAAGCCCCGAGCCUCCACGCCUGGAUCCCAAGACUAACCUGGUGUUCAGCCAGCACGCAGGGAGCCCCCCCAAAGUGCACAGAACCCCCGAUCCGUCUGGAGCGUUCGAGUCCCCAGUGAAGACCUCAAUCAACGAUGAUGGGGUUAUUGACGUGGAUGUGCCAUUUCCCGAUUACAUCACCUCUUUUGAGACUGCUGUAAGCUCGCCAUCUAGCAGUGGCUAUCUCUCUGCGCCCGGAUUUGGCACGGGAUUUGAAGCUUUCGAGCAAUCUUGCCGUCUCUCUGUGGAUGGAGACGUGCCCCUCAACGUUGCCGGUUGGCUUCAGCAAUACCAUCCUGACUUCGUGUUACAAGCAUUGCCUACACAAGAGGACUUGAUGGGACAAGUGAAAGCUUCUAUGCGGGCUGAGCCGUCCCCGCCGCUACUGCCCAGCGCCGUGGUGCCAGAGCAUAGCAUGGAGAGGUGGAUGGAUAUCAGCACCGCCAUUGUUGCCGACACCACUACAUUUACUAUUACACGCAUACGUUACCGUCGCUUGGUGAAACCAACGUUGACUUCUGUGGACCGAAACCUGGCCCCAGCGACCCCCGUCAACAUCUACAACUCGGCAGGUCUGACUCCGGCGCUGCCUCCUUACGAGGUGCCGCUGAACGAUGAAUUCAUUGUAGAACAAGUUACCAGUCUCGACGAUGUUCUUGCCGAGGCUGUCGAGAAGGUGAUUGCGGUAAACACGGAUGCGAGCAAAGUGAGCUCAUCUAACUCGUCCCGGUCUACUAGCAAGCGGAGAGACAGGAGCAACAGCACAUCGACUCAAUCAGACGUUCGCUCCCAGGUGCUCGCCCUUCCCCAUGAGGUGCCGCGCUCGCAAUGCAAGACAGUCCUACUUUCCGCUCUCGAGGAGGUCAUUCGCGGAGUCAUUGAGGAGCGCGAACAAAAAGACAAUAAUGGUGUUGUCAAGGCUACCGUGGAGCGUGAAAAAGAGAGCGCCCUGCGAGAGGCUGUCAGGGGCUGGUUGGACAGUGUUGAGCUUGGGGACUGA